This is a messenger RNA of Onychostoma macrolepis, 2918 nucleotides long. RefSeq names its product transmembrane protein 179a, genome duplicate A (gene tmem179aa). NCBI's taxonomy places the organism in Eukaryota, Metazoa, Chordata, Actinopteri, Cypriniformes, Cyprinidae. The record is from RefSeq and is a predicted model, not a curated record. Bases 591 to 1283 code for a protein of 230 amino acids. The transcript has 5 exons.
GCAACAUCCGCCCUUUGCGCAUUCUUGAUUAGGUAAGGGACCACAGAGGAGGUGAAGAGCAGGUUUAGAGUGAGUUGUGUCCAGACUCACUGUGACCUCCACCUAAUCCAUUUAUCCUCAGGAUUUAACAGAACACUUCCAAGCCAUCUGGGCCAAUCCCAAGCGAAUAGCAUCAGUGCACUCCCCCCAUGCUUUCAGUAACAAAUAAUAAAAUAUGUAUAUGAAACGUAAUAUAUAUAUAUAUAUAUAUUUUACAUUCAUGUAAAAACAUGUUCAAUAAGACGUCCACUAUACUGAACUGAAUAUGGAAUAUUUUAUAGUUCUCUUUUACAGAAUGAGAUUUUUUCAUUUUGUUGUGCAAUAUUUAGGCUACUCUUUCAUAUCUAAAUAUAAUUUAUUUUGUUAAUAUUUAAAUAUUUUCAGCAGUUUACGUAACGAUGCUAUCAUUGCAGUCAAAACGUACAAAAUGUUCAAAGAUGCUGUGCAUGCAGUGGUGACAUUUUAGUCGUCGUCCAAUAACAUGAUGCAUGCAGCAGACAUAGUUGAAGAUUCCCCGUCAUGCGCAGAAGCCAAAUGCAGUCGCCGGAACGAUGGCCGUCGACAAUUUUCUCUUUGGCCAGUGCAUCCUUUAUUUUUUAGCAUUUCUUUUCGGUUUCAUCGCCGUUGUGCCGCUCUCUGAAAACAGCGAUGACUUCCAGGGGAAAUGCCUGCUGUUUACUGAGGGAAUGUGGCAGAAUGAGAACAUGACGAUGGGGAAACAGCGCUUUAUAGUUGAAGAAUGGGGACCAGAGUCAUCCUGCCGCUUCAUCACUUUCGUGGGCAUCGUGUCUCUCAUCCUGUCCGCUGUACAGGCGUGGCGGACCUUUUUCUUCCUCUGUAAAGGCCACGACGACUCUCUUUUCCAUGCCUUCUUGAAUCUUCUCCUGUGCCUGUUGGUGGUAUUUGUGGUGUUUGUGGCCGGUACCAUCUCGAGUGUUGGCUUCAGUGCAUGGUGUGAUGCUGUCACUGAAAAUGGGGCCAUGCCCAGCAGUUGUGAGGAUCUGCAAGACACAGAUUUAGAGCUUGGUGUUGACAACAACUCCUUCUAUGACCAGUUUGCCAUUGCACAGUUUGGCCUGUGGUCAGCCUGGUUAUGCUGGUUGGGUCUAACAGUACUAGCCUUCCUAAAGGUUUACCAUAACCACCGGCAGCAGGAGCUGCUAGACAGUCUUGUUCAAGAGAAGGAGCUCCUGUUAGGUCAGCCUUUACAGAGGAGUUCUUACAACAGGAACACCAUGAUUUAAACAAACAUCUCUCAUGUAGUCCAUUUAAACUGCAUGAUCCAGUUUCUGAGAGCAGAAUUAAACCCUCAGAAUAAACAUAUUUUUAUAAAACACAUCAAACUUUAGAUCUAAGUCUUAGUUGGUACACUCUAAAAAAUGCUGGUUUAAAUAUGGACAAACCCAGCACUUGGGUUGUUUUUAACAGUUUAAUGCCUUCUGGGCAGUAACCCAACCGCUGGGUCAAAACAACCCAAUCGCUGGGUUUGUCCAUAUUUUAUCCAGCGCUGGGUUGUAUUUAACCCAGCAUUUUUUAGAGUGAGAUUCAUUAUAAGCUAUGUUCAUGUUUAAAUAAAUGAUCAUGAAAACUUCAUAUUCAAAACAGUUGGCAGAGUUAGUUUCCAUUGUUGUUUAGAGACAGCAUCCUUACAGAACACUCAUCAAACUGUACGUGGAAUUAUCUUCAUAUUCACUCUUAUUUUUACAUAUAAAGAAACUGCCUGUGAGAUAUUACAUUGUACCUCAUUCUCUUGAGAAGGCAGCUGUGCAUUUAGGAGACUCAGUAAAGUGUAAAUGAGGAUGCUCUCUUUGAGCAGAUGUCAGCUUCACAGUUCACUCAGACAUGAAAUGCAAAGUCUGCUUCACUUAGAAACUAAUACUGCCUUUACUGUUCAUGGGAGCAAAAUAUAACCAGAAAUAAAACUGAAUAAUUGCUCUUAUGCAGUCUUUAUUCUGUUACCUAUAGGUGCAGAGUUUAUCCCAACGUAUGUACAAUCGUAGCUAACACACACUGGAUUGACAAAAUAUUUCAUUGCUUUUUCCUUAUUAUUGCCAGUCCUUUAUAUUAUAUUUUAUUUAUAAAAAAAAAAAAAAAAAAAAAAAGUGGUUAAAACUCUCGUUUUGUUGUGGUGGUACUUUUUUGGAAAUGCAACUGGAAUUUUAUGUUUUGGUGAUAUUAUAGCACGUCAUACAUCUUAAAUAAUAAUGAGCACUUCAAUUUCUCUUUGUUUUCAUAUUUAUUAUUAUGUAAAGCUGUGCUGGCUUUUAGACAUAUGCUGGUGCAACCCACCGGUCCUCUCAGCAGCUAAAUGGAUUUGCAGUUUCAUUGUCUCGAUCACCACCAAGUGGCUGAAAAAAGAAAUUGCUACACAUACAGAUUUGGUCAUUUUCUUGUUUUCUUUGUGACAAUGUGAUUGUUGUAAGUGUUGUAAUGUGAUUGUGACUGUUGAUACCAUAUUGAUCCUUUGGUGAUAAUCCCACAUAAACACUCAUAAAACAUAAAACAUCAUGUAGAAAACAAACAUAUUCAAUAUAACUACAUUAACCUGACCACAUGUAUUAGGUCAAUUCAGGUAAAAAUAUUGGAGGUUGAUUAAGUUAUUUAUUCAGAAAUAAAUGCAGCAGAAAAUAUAUUCUAUCAGAUUAUACAAAUGGUUAAAAAGCCCAAUUGUGCACUUUACACUUACAAUUCCAUUUACCAGUUAGCAGACAUCUAAGUGUUAAAAGUGGAAAAUAUAUUUAGAUCCAUAUAUAUAUAUAUACACACACGCACACACACAUAUUCAUAUAUAUAAGAAGUGUUCCGUAAACAUUUCUAGGCCUAUAGGUAAAAAAGGAAGGAACACUUUAUGCAUCACAUAAUGUGAAAGUCUGUGUCAU